AGCCGUUAAGUCUUCAAAUGGUUGUUGCUUGGUAUUGCAGCUUAUAAGAUUUGGCGUUUUCGAAGAAAUGGGUGAUAAGAAAGCGAUGAAAUGUCAUGUGGAAGUUGCUGUUUUGAAGAAGAAUGUCGACUUACAAAAGAUCCAGAGUUUUGUGGAGCGGUUUGUGACAUCGGGAGUAAAACUAAAGUCAAAUGCGAUAAUACAAAAACCCGACGGACUUGAGGACUGUGUGGAAUUUAUACAAUUCGAUGACAAUAUUAAGUACUUCAAAUCGCUCAAUGAAACGCAGUUAGUAUAUCAUUUCUACAAAAUCAAUGAAAGAGGAGCCGAGAUUGAAAUCCUUGAGCAGUCAGAUUCAAAUGAAAGCAAUGAUGAAGUUCCUGCAUCAAACCAUUGGCUUCUUCCAUCGCGUGAUUUUACAGGGCUUUGGGAGAGUUUAAUUUACGAAGAAGGCCUUAAGGAAAACAUAUUGAAAUACGUUGAGACAUCCUUACUGUUUUCACAACGUAAAGUUAAUCCCAACAUAAUCUCUUGUAACCGUAUUAUAUUGUUACACGGACCUCCAGGAACUGGCAAGACAAGUUUGUGCAAGGCGGUAGCACAAAAGUUAUCUAUCCGUAUGAGUCAAAACUUUAAAUAUACGCAUUUGGUGGAAAUUAACAGUCACAGUCUCUUCUCAAAAUGGUUCUCAGAGAGUGGGAAACUUGUAAUGAAACUAUUUUCAAGAAUUAGAGAAAUUGUAGAACAUCCGCAGUCAUUGGUGUGCGUUUUAAUUGAUGAAGUUGAAUCAAUCGCAUAUGCUAGGAGUUCGGUCUCAGGCGACGAACCUCGCGACGCCCUCCGAGUAGUAAAUGCAGUAUUAACUCAACUAGAUCAAAUUAGAAAAUAUCCAAAUGUAUUGAUUUUAACCACUUCAAAUCUAACAGCUACAAUCGAUUGCGCAUUUAUCGAUCGGGCUGACAUCAAAAUAUUUAUUGAUUUCCCUACAACAAGGGCAAUUUAUGAAAUAUACUUGAGUGCCAUCCACGAACUUAUGAGAGUACAAAUUAUUCAGAAUCAAUCUAUUCUUGUUUACGAUAGUUUAGAUAACUUUGAAAGAAUCGAUGACAUCAGUGACUGCACCGAGCAUGAAUUAAGUAUGAAAUUAUUGAAAAUAGCAGAACAAAGUAUCGGAUUAAGCGGUAGGACAUUACGUAAGAUACCAUUUCUAGCUCACUCCUUGCUAGUAGAAAACGAUGUAAUAGUAUUAAAUGACUUUUUGAAUGCGUUGAAACUUUCGUUGCAAAACCAUUUGAAAGAUACAAAAGCAUUAAGUACUGGAACGCAAGUUAAUGGGUAUUUAUGAUCAUGUUUUAGAUUCAAUCAAUUACUAUAUUUUACAAAUUUUUUUAUUGAUGAAAUAAAUAUAAAGCACAGGAAUGGUUUUA
Molecule: messenger RNA, 1427 nt
Organism: Hermetia illucens (black soldier fly)
Lineage: Eukaryota; Metazoa; Arthropoda; Insecta; Diptera; Stratiomyidae
Gene: pch2
Product: pachytene checkpoint protein 2 homolog
Exons: 9
Coding region: 68-1345 (425 amino acids)
Biological process (GO): reciprocal meiotic recombination; meiotic recombination checkpoint signaling
Cellular component (GO): chromosome; nucleus
Molecular function (GO): ATP binding; ATP hydrolysis activity
Source: RefSeq, a predicted model, not a curated record